Molecule: messenger RNA, 2096 nt
Organism: Hypomesus transpacificus
Lineage: Eukaryota; Metazoa; Chordata; Actinopteri; Osmeriformes; Osmeridae
Product: E3 ubiquitin-protein ligase RNF128-like
Exons: 1
Coding region: 376-1470 (364 amino acids)
Source: RefSeq, a predicted model, not a curated record
UGUUACCUUGCCCUUGGGAGCAUUAUCGUGUCGGCCUCUUAUCUGAUUUUCUUUUAGUGCUGUUUCUCAGCACUGCUACUUAGUACAGGCAUGUUGUAUGUGGACUGGUAACAAUCCAGCACCAAGCCCUUCAGUAGGAGUGUUGGUUUAACGAGGGAUCAAGGUCCAGGAAGAUAAGAAGAGGUUGAUGGCUGACGCACAGUCAGUGUUGUGUUACCAAAGACUGCUAUCUAAUUACCAUCAACAGCAGGUACAGAGUGGCAGCUCUCUGAACACCGUGUUUUUAUCAGUCGAGCAACUGGAAUUUAUGAAAGACUAACACCCAAAGGAACUCUAAAACACGACUUGUAUGUGGUUCUUUUGAAGAUCUCUAUCAUGGAUAAGAAGUCUGAGGUUUAUCUCUUCUCUCUGGUCUUGUUGUUGGGGCUUAUUCAGUGCUCAGGGGCCAUCUUGUUCUGGACCGCCGAUGUGGAAGUCUCGUAUAGCAUGGACAACCAGUCCGUGAACCUCUUUUGUCAGUGUGGGGUGUACGGUCGCAACUCUCCCCUGCGUGCGGCGUUAGGCAGAGUUGUCCUGCCCAGCUCUGACCCUUAUGGCUGUGGAACUGAUCACGUCUACAGACCCAACAUCUCCGUGCCCUGGAUUGCCCUGGUAGAGAGAGGAAGCUGUAGCAUCAGUGACAAGAUCAAUGCCGCCAAGCGCCAGGGGGCAGACGGUGUUGUGGUCUAUAACCUGGAUGGCACCGGAAACAGAACCAGCAACAUGGCACACCAAGAAGCCCAAGGCAUUGUGGCCAUUAUGAUUGGAAACCUCCUAGGUAAGGACUUAGUCAACCUUGUGAACAGUAGCAUUGAAGUAAAGAUGGUUAUCGAUGUCCACGGACCCUGGAUGGACACCUAUUGGCUGUACUUCCUGUCCAUCUCAUUCUUUGUAGUAACGGCAGCUUCCAUUGGCUACUUUAUCUUUGUCUCUGCCAACCGCAUCCUUAGCCUACGGGCGCAGAGAAGCGCAGAGUCACGGCUCAAGUCUGAGGCAAAGAAAGCCAUUGGUCGGUUAGAAGUGCGCAGGUUGAAACAAGACGACGAAGCGAUCGGGUCCGACUCCCACACCUGUGCCGUGUGCAUCGACUCGUACAAGCCGGGAGAGGUGGUGACUGUUCUCACCUGUGGACACUUCUACCACAAGGUGUGCAUCGAGCCCUGGCUGCUUGAGAAGAGGACCUGUCCCAUGUGCAAGUGUGACAUCCUGAAGGCUCUGGGCGUGGAUGCUGAGGAGGAGAAGGACGGUUCACCCAACUCUCCACCAGAUGUCACCGUGGUGACGGUGUCAGGAGAAGAGCAUCUCUUCGAGGUGUCGUUGACAGACACGUCAACCCCGGAACUUGAGAGGCACCAGGACCCGCAUCACUAUGACAACGUGGCCUUCGAGGGAGACUCUCAGAUCAUGAACAAUACAGCUGCCAGAGGAUGAGCAAAACAUUGUCAGAAUAAUCCAUGAAUCACAGCGCAACACUGCUCUGUAUCACUGUAUUAGUAGUUUAAGGUCAAACUUAUGUUUUGACUAAAUUGUGUCGUUGAACAGGGCGGCAGAGAUUUUUUAAUAUGUUUUCAUAUGAUCAAAUGUACACCUAUGCUUUUGCAAUGUGAAAUCAUGUGUCAUUGUUCAGCUGUUCCCAGCUAGAAAUUCAGGGGAUUGGAUAUUGAUUCAGUUUGAUUCAGAAAAUUGACUUUUGUUGAAACUUGAGUUGGUAAGGAAGUUAACUUCUUUAGAUGCCCCGAUAGCAGUGGCCCUGGGUACCUACCUCUAUAUUCAUUUUCAAUACGAGAAGUGAAGAGGAAUAUGAUUGCUUUCUAUUUCUGUGAUCAAGAUUUGACCUCAUAAAAUAAGUUACUUAGUUUGCUAGAUGAUAAGGAUUACUCUAUAUAGUUUUUUUUAUUAAAGUAGCCUAUAUAUAUUUAGAAACACCAGAUUCUGAGUCGAAAAUGUUCUGUUAUGAUGAUUGAAAUAACCAAAGCUGUAAUGAAUCACAUUGAUACGUUAAGUGCAAUACAUAUCCCAGAAAGAGCAUUGUGUAUAUAUAUAUAUAUAAACCUUAA